Messenger RNA from Lotus japonicus, 778 nucleotides. Its product is annotated as embryogenesis-like protein. Lineage: Eukaryota; Viridiplantae; Streptophyta; Magnoliopsida; Fabales; Fabaceae. Bases 129 to 584 code for a protein of 151 amino acids. The transcript has a single exon. The record is from RefSeq and is a predicted model, not a curated record.
CCAUUUUGUUCCACCUAUAUUUUCUCUUUACCUAAAGGUUUAAGGGCCUCUUCUUCUCUCUCUCGCCUCUGCAACUUCCAACUGCACCUUCCAUAGCUCCAUUGCACCUGUGAAUUUCACCGAGCACAAUGAAUCGACGCGCGAACGUUUCACUCUUCAACUCAUUCUUCAGAAUCGGACACUCUGUUCGCCAAUCUCCAAUACCCACUUCACUGAUUCCCUUCACAUCAUCGACUCACAUCAUCCCCGCUUCAAAUUUCCACUCUAUAUCCAAAUUCGCGAUUAUGCACAAUCUGAGAAGUUUCUGUGGUGGGUCGAGCGAGGUUGAUCAGAACAAAGAGGUGGACACCAUCAACCUCAAGUUUGUAGAAGCGAGGGAAGAGAUAGAUAUGGCCUUGGAGUCCAAAGAGACUGUGUAUUUCAAUGAAGAAGCUGAGUGUGCUCGUGCUGCUGUCAAUGAGGUUGUGGGCAUGUUUGAACGAUUGUUGGCGAGGUUGCCGGAGAAGGAUAGAGCAGCUUUGCAGAGAUCAAUGGGUUUGAAGAUUGAACAGUUGAAAGCUGAGCUUCAACAAUUGGAUGAGUAAGAGUAAGACACUUUUCUUUAUUUGAUGGUUGUUGCUUAUGCUAGUCAAUGAGUUUAGCUCAGGGAUUCUUAGGGUAUUUAAUUUUGGUGUAAUUUUAAAUAAAUAGAUUGAAAGCCAUCUUUGAUGAUUAUGUGUUUGGAUAAUAGUUGAAUUCAAGUGCUUUCUUUUCAAUCCAUAAGAAGAAUUUCCUUGUU